This is a messenger RNA of Ostrinia nubilalis (European corn borer), 1113 nucleotides long. RefSeq names its product collagenase-like. The record is from RefSeq and is a predicted model, not a curated record. Gene Ontology annotation, biological process: proteolysis. The transcript is spliced from 5 exons. Gene Ontology annotation, molecular function: serine-type endopeptidase activity. The coding region runs from base 18 to 869 and encodes 283 amino acids. NCBI's taxonomy places the organism in Eukaryota, Metazoa, Arthropoda, Insecta, Lepidoptera, Crambidae.
AUCUGUAGCUGUUGACCAUGGCCGCACUGAAGUCGUUCCUGCUGCUGACGGCGUGCGCGGCGGCGCUGGCGGGGCGCGCGCCCCAGGCCUACUACCACGAGGCCGAGGGCAUCCCGGCCAUGGCGCGCAUCCACGCGCAGGAGCAAGCUCUGAGAGACAGCCGCAUUUCUCUGGGGAUCCAAGUCCCUAGAGGAACACACCCCUACAUGGCCGGGCUCGUGAUCCACCUGGUGGACGGGCGCACGUCGAUGUGCGGCGCGGCCAUGCUGAGCCACACGCGCGCGGCUACGGCGGCGCACUGCUGGUGGGACGGCCGCGCGCUGGCGCGCAGCUUCACCGUCGUGUACGGCGCCGACAGCCUCACCGUGGGCGGCCUGCGCCUGCUCACCAACGACGUCGAGAUGCACGCCAGCUUCAACCCUCUCACCUACGCCAACGACAUUGCCAUCAUCACUCACCCUUACGUCGAAUACAAUGACUAUAUCAAUCGGAUCUUAGUUCCCACCGGAACGCUACAGUACGUCGACACUUGGGCGGUAGCCGUCGGCUUCGGACGCACCACCAACGAUCCGACCAUCGCUCAGAGCUUCGACAAGAGACAGGUGAUGCUGCAGGUGAUCGCGAACCUGACGUGCCGCAACGUGUGGGCGGCGUCGCUGGUGGGCAACGGCGUGCUGUGCACCAGCAGCGCCGGCGGCAUGAGCGUGUGCGCCGGCGACUCGGGCGGCCCGCUCGUCAUCGGCGCCGGCGCCGACCGCACCCUGAUCGGCAUCGCGUCGUUCGGCACGGACGCGGCGUGCGGGCUGGGCUUCCCCGCCGGCUUCACGCGCGUCACCUCCUACUCCGCCUGGAUCAACGCUAGAAUCUAGUCUUCUACGAGUACUUCUACGAUUUUGCUUUAGCUCUAUAAACGAUACACUCUUUUUAAAUCUUACAUGUGAUACAAUUUAAGUGUAAGUUUAAAAAUUUUGUUUAAAUAUUUUUGUGUGGAGGUAGUUACCGUUAGGUAUCCGAAUAAAUAAUAUCUUGUGUACUAUGUACACACGUUAUGUGUUGUAUUAUUUUUUAAGGCUGUACCUAAUCAAUAGUUGUUAUUAAAGUUUGUCUGAUAAA